AUGGACUCGAUAACUUUAGGAUUCAAAUAAGGAGACUUAAAAUAUUUUGAUGAUUCAAUUGACUUACAAUCCUUAGUCCCUUAUAAAAUUCACACUGUAAAAAUCUUUUUCACGAAUCAAUGGAUCUUGGGCAUCCAAAAUUAUUAUUAUUCAUUUAGUUCUCAAUCAGUAAUAAAAUGCAAAGAACACAAGUAAUUGUUAAAAAAUAUAAGAAUAGGUCAUCAAAACUCUUUGGAGUAAAUGAACAAAAACUAGUUUUAGAUAAUAGCGAAUAUAUUAUUUAAUUGACAUGGUAUUAGAAUGAAAUUGGAAUAAAUAGAGUAGAAAUAUAAACAAAUAAGCAAUAAAUUUAAGUUGGACAGAAGGAUGGAGAAAAGAAAGAUUUUAAAGUGGAAUAAAAUUAUUAAUUAGGGGCAAUAGCAGGAGGCUUCAAAUAAUAAUUAUAAUUUUUAGAGUGGCAAAUAAUUCCAUUGGUUGAGCAAUAGGCCCAAUAUUAAUCUUAAUUAUAUCAAUUAUACUUGUCUUAAAAUGAAGGUAAUUAAAAAAACAGUAAGUUUGAAUAUGUUGGUAAGUAAUAUAGAGUAUGUGAUCCAUAAAUUAUAUAAUAAGGACUCACGAAUAAAUUUGUUCAAUUUCGAAUAGUGGAUAAUACAGAGCAAGAAGUCAUUAGAAGAUUUUAAGAUGUACUUUAAUUAAGAUCAAUAUUGCAGUUAAGAUGGUAUAAUAAGCAGAAUAAUAAAAGUUUAGGCCUGGAGUAUAUAUUCCACCAUUAAUGAAUAAAUCAACCUUUGAAGAUUAUUCAAAUGAACAUAUAGAGAAUAUGAGAAAAGCUAUUGAAUACUUUUUGAUGAAGCUAUCCAAGAUAACUUAUUUUGCAUAAUCAAUUGAAUUCAAUGUCUUUAUAACUAAAACAAAUAAAGACAGCAAUUAAGAAAUGGAUUAUGUUCAAAAUAAAUUGAAAGAGAUGACUCAACAGACAAACAUAGAGUAGAUUGAUUUAAGGUAUAAAUAAAAUUUUGAAGAAUUUGAAACAAAAGAAUCAGUGAAUGAAUAAUAGAGAUAAAAGUGUAACAAUUUUUCACUUUUGAUGUAGAAAUUAGAAUUGCUAAAAAUAAAUGAUUUUUCAGAUAUCAAAAAGUUAUUUGAAUAGCAUUCUAAAAAUGUAAAUUACCUUUCUAAAUAUAUUCUUCCAGAAUUGCAUUUAAUUCAUCUUAAUUUAUAGUCUGAAGAAAUAGUUUAGAGAAGGAAAUCAAACUCAAUUGAUAGAGGCUUGUAAAUGUAGAUAGAUACUAUGAAUGAUGUAUACGAUUACUUUGUGACGGAAUAGAGAGAAGCAAGUGCAAUGUCUUAAUGCAUGAAUUAUAUAAAAGAUGUUGAAUUAUAGAAAAAUAAAUUGGAAUAGAAGAUUAUGAGUUAAAAACUUAAGUAAGAGGAUUUAAAUGUUGCUAAGAGUUAAUUUUAGUCAAUUUCAUCGAUUUGGAGUAUACUAGUAAAAUGUUAUGCAAAUUAUUACAUAGAUAAGUAUAAAUAAGUUAUAUAUCUUUUUAGUUAUUUUAAAGAAAGAUAUUAAUUGUAUCUACUGAUGAUAAAUAGAUUAGCUUAAAUAUAAAUAAACAAUUUAAAAUUAAGAUAAAAUUUUUGGCAGUCCAUUUGA
Molecule: messenger RNA, 1654 nt
Organism: Paramecium sonneborni
Lineage: Eukaryota; Ciliophora; Oligohymenophorea; Peniculida; Parameciidae
Source: the annotation of a GenBank genome assembly